CUCAUUGUGAGGCGGCAGCAGGCGGUGGCGGAGAUACUGGAAGCGGUCCAGGCGGGGUAUGCGCCGCUGUGCUUGCUGCCCAAGGCUCUCUCCCGGCUGCCCGACGUGGAGCGGGGUAUCACGCGGGCGCUGUACGGCAGCGCAUCGCCGGCGGAGUUCGUGGGCACCGUACGAGCACUGCAACAGUUCCGAACCGAUCUGGGCCUCCCACCUCUACCCGACCCACCCCAAGAUGAACCCCUGCCGUACGACGACGAUGACGGCGACGAUCAUGACGAGGACCCCCAUGAUGCCGUACUACAACGUCAACAACCACUGCACCCGUACGACAACGGUUUGUACGACAACAAUCCUAGCGGCGCUGCCACUACCGCCACCGCUACUGCUGCUACCCCUGCUGCUGCUGCCCCCGUCCUGGCCUCCUUCCACUCCUGCGUUCACGCUCCGCUGCUGCGGGGGCUGCUGCGAUGUGUGGCGGGUGCGGGGCUGGCGGGGGCGCUAGCGCGGUGCGUGGCCCCACUGGACGUGCGGGCCGCUGCUGCGAAUGACUUUGGAGGGAUGUUCGCGGACAAGGAGAG
Astrephomene gubernaculifera is the source of this 578-nucleotide messenger RNA. NCBI's taxonomy places the organism in Eukaryota, Viridiplantae, Chlorophyta, Chlorophyceae, Chlamydomonadales, Astrephomenaceae. The record is from the annotation of a GenBank genome assembly.